CCGUCCGCGGGGCGGGGACGCGGCGGCGGUGGCGGCGGCUUCGUGUUGCCGGAACCCGAGCGCGCAGGCCCGUCCCGGCGGGCGGGCGGCCGGGGCGGGGGCGCCAUGUGGUUCAUGUAUGUGCUGAGCUGGCUGUCGCUCUUCAUCCAGGUGGCCUUCAUCACGCUGGCCGUCGCGGCCGGACUCUAUUACCUGGCAGAAUUGAUAGAAGAAUACACAGUGGCCACCAGCAGGAUCAUAAAAUACAUGAUCUGGUUCUCCACAGCUGUGCUGAUUGGCCUCUACGUUUUUGAGCGCUUCCCCACCUACAUGAUUGGUGUGGGCCUCUUCACCAACCUUGUCUACUUUGGCCUUCUCCAGACCUUCCCCUUCAUCAUGCUGACCUCGCCUAACUUCAUCCUGUCGUGCGGGCUAGUGGUGGUGAAUCAUUACCUAGCGUUUCAGUUUUUUGCAGAGGAAUAUUAUCCCUUCUCAGAGGUCCUGGCCUAUUUCACUUUCUGUCUGUGGAUAAUCCCGUUUGCAUUCUUUGUGUCGCUGUCGGCUGGGGAGAACGUCCUGCCCUCCACCAUGCAGCCCGGAGAUGACGUGGUCUCCAAUUACUUCACCAAAGGCAAGCGGGGCAAACGCUUAGGGAUCCUGGUUGUCUUCUCCUUCAUCAAAGAGGCCAUUCUACCCAGUCGGCAGAAGAUGUACUGAACUUCUACGGAGGGGAUGCUGGGGCAAGAUCAGGAGAGUCAGGCCCCUGGGCCUCUGCAGUAGGUGGGGGCCAGGAGCUGGAAGGCACCAUCCCCCAGCCCUGGCCCUCCUUCCCUUGACUCCCCCAGAAGUCCCUGUCCCCGCCGUCCUCAGGAGGCUCAGCUUGGCUCAGAUCUGAUGCUGCCAGAGGCUGAGACCUCAGAGGGCGCCAGGGAGGAUGCGGUGCCUGCUUAGCCAGGAGGCCGUGGUCCACCUGGGUGUGCAGAAGCUGAGCUCCUGUGGCCCUCCCGCCCCCUCCUGUGAUGGGUCCGGAGGUCUGGCUCAGCCAGGGCAGGCAGGGCAGGGGCCGUGAAGCUGGAGAGCAGACAGUGAUAACUGCUAUGGGCAGAUGGCCAUGGGGAGGGGCCGUGGCUUAGCACUUGCAAGAGAAAGUUUUUGCUGUUGAACUGUGAUUUCUGUCCAAGUGCUGAUUCCCGUUUGAAUAAAGAUUCUAGGUGGCCCUGUUUGCCUUAAUACCCUUAAAGUUCAUCUUCCUUUCUUCCUGCUGACCUUCCGCCUGGACUGGCUUUUCUGCGCCAGGGGCUCCUUUUCUGGGUUUGGGUCUUGCCUUUCCGAAGGGACUGUUCUUGUGGCCCUUUGUGGGAAGGGGACAGAGAUGAGGAGCCGAGCCUGGAGUGGGAGGUGGGGGGGUGGGGAUGGAUGCAGCCUUUCUUAAUCCCCUUCUCUCUCCUUCCAUCUCUUCUUUCCUCAGGGCUCCGUGACUGUCAGACUGCAGGCAGAGAGGGGAUGUGUGGGACUGGGUUAGAUUUUUCAGGAGAACAUGUACAGUAUCCUAUUUAUAAGUCUUCCCCUAGGGAAGAGGAGUGGUUUCUGGCUGAAUUCUAUCUCAGGCUUGAGGAGAAACAUUAAAAAUUGGCUUCCUGGCAGCCUGGGCUACAGUCUGUUUUGUAAGAAACAGGGCUGGUGAGACUCUAAGAGCACACAAGGGCUGGCCCUCUCUUCUGAGUGGUCUUGGCUCCUGGGGAGGUAAUCAGUCUUCUAAAAAGGCAGGCCAGGUCCUGGGCACAGGCCAGCAUUUGUUGACCUUGUAUUCCAACUACAGUGCCUUACAAGUACUCAGCAGUACAUAUGUGAAUGAAGUCCCCACGAGAGCCAUUAUCAGACAUGUCCUAUACCUCAAAGCAAAGCAGACAGGUGCAGAGAUGGACUGCAUACAUGUGGCACGUUUCAGCCACAGGGAAGACCUCUGUGCUUGAAAAUCUUACCUCUACAUCCUGCCUCAAGUCCCACCAUAGCCCUUCAUUUUCUUGGGUUUAGCAUUCCCCUUUCCUGGGGAAAGGAAAGGCCAGCACAUUUUGGCCUUCUCUCAGUGGCACUGAGAUUGCCAGGCCCUUUUGUCCUAUGCAGACAAGGGAGGACAAGGUGGAGGACCCUGGAGGCCAGUGUCCUGACUGCUGGCCAGCAGCUGGCCUUGCUCUCCCUUGCUGUCCAUUUCUUUGCUUCUCACCCCAGUGGUGUGGCUUUGCCCUCCAUUCACUCCACUGCCAGUGUUCUGGGGGUUGCCAGUGGUCUUGUGCUAUGUCCAGCGGACCCUCUUCAUAUCUCCUCUUUCUGGAUCUGUGCAGCAUCAGGCAGGGCUCGUCACCCCCAGCAUCCCGAGCACUUCUGUGGCUGGUUCUCCCUCUGGCUGGUCCUUUUCGGGUCCUGUGCAGGCCCCUCCACUCACCCCCUGCACAGUGGGGUUUCUCAGGGUUUGGUCGUGGGUUCCCUGAAGGAGCCCAUCCGUGCUGGUUUCAAGGAAUUGAGAGCUGACAGACAGCCCCAGCAUCCCUCUCGGU
Kogia breviceps (pygmy sperm whale) is the source of this 2534-nucleotide messenger RNA. It is a transcript of the gene TEX261, whose product is annotated as testis expressed 261. The record is from RefSeq and is a predicted model, not a curated record. Gene Ontology annotation, molecular function: COPII receptor activity. Gene Ontology annotation, cellular component: COPII-coated ER to Golgi transport vesicle; Golgi membrane; endoplasmic reticulum membrane. Gene Ontology annotation, biological process: endoplasmic reticulum to Golgi vesicle-mediated transport. Lineage: Eukaryota; Metazoa; Chordata; Mammalia; Artiodactyla; Physeteridae.